UGUGUUGAACAUGAUUUAAAUUCACAUGGAUCCUAGGACCUAGAUUCCUUUAAACAUUUAUGCCUUGUAAUUGUCUAUUACUUAUCCUUGUGGCCUGUAACUUCCAUUGUGAUGUGCCAAUCUGAUUGUUCAAGUUGUCCGUACAUGCAUAUGGUUUCUGCCAAAAUCACAUAGUUUAGAAGGCUUUUGGUUUGCAUUAUUUGGUCUGGCAUGCACAUCUAAGUUUGUGGUCUUGCACAGUUUGUUAAAUGGUGAAAGAAACUUUUGCUUUGGGCAAUAGGCCCCCUCUUCUUUCCCUGAUUUGGCAAUGUAGCUAAGACCUGACAAUUUCUUUUUCCUGCUGGGUGUGAUCCUAAACAGGAUUGGAUCUUGUCUGGUCAUAUGAUUUUAAAAUUUAUGAAUGCAUUCUUGUACUUAUUCUUUGGACAUUCUUUGAACACAUUUGCUUACACAUGCAUUUACUUAUUUAAAAUUUAGGAGCACAUUCUUUUGUUACUGUUCAUGCAGCAAAUUAGCUUGCAUUACAUACCUCCUUGAUCUUUAGUUGUGUGAUUAAUUUGUGUGUUCUUGGUCUCUUUUUCUAUUGUUCCUGCAGUCUUCAGAAGUGAACAUGACCAUUGAAGAAAGGCACAAAUUUCAGUGUUCAUUUGAACGGUUAAAGGUUGUCGCCAGUACAUCACCAGUGGGUUGAUGAUCCAGUGAACUUUGAGCAUGCAAAAACACGUUUUCUGCUUUGAGGAUGCAGGGGAUCUGAGUAAUGAUGACUCAAAAUGAGCAACGAUAUACUUUGAAGCUGUUGACGAUGGGAGUUGUUAAUGGCAAUGAAUCAAGUCAAAAUCUUUGCGGGGAUAUCUAACAAUGCUGACAUGAUAAAAGCAGCAGGCAGUAAGUGGUGCAACUUGAUGGCAUGAAUAUCGGCAAUUGUGGGAGAUCACCUUGUUACCUUUCUCUAAUUUUGGCCACUGGUGUUUGCUGUAUGAGAGGGAACGGGAAGGAAGGAAGUUGUGUGUGUGAGAUGAAGUUUUUGUAGCAAUGGAACUGAUCCAUGGUUCAAGGAGGGGGGAGAAGGCAGGUUAUAUGUGUGUGUGGUUUCUAAGGUUUUGCUAUUAUAAUUUCCGGGUAGAUAGAUUAUCCUUGUAUUCUCAAUUUUGGGUGUGGAAAAUGAAUAAUGCCAACUACAUUGGUGUAUGUGUGUCACUGAAAUAUAUGGAGAAUAUAAAGCAAGCAAUUAAUUUAUGAUUUGGUCCGAACGUGAGUGAGUAGGCAUUGUGCUUGUUUUUAUUAUUUGUGUGGGGAAGAGCAUAAGUUUGAUUUAUGUUUUUCGUUAAUAAACAGCGUAGCCGUUGGUCUGUGUGGAAAGAGUAGGACAGGUUAGGAUAGGGUAGGAUAGGAUAGGACGUCUGAUUCAUUUUUUUUUAUAAUAAUUUAUAAAAAUUGAAUUUUUUUUAAAUUUAUUUUUUUGUUAUUUAUAUUGAUAUUACGAUAUUCGAAUGUGACCUUAAUUUUUAUCGCCAAACUUAAACUUGUGUUGGUUUGCAGGAUCAAUUUUUGGUGUUUGGACCGCAUAGCAAAAAAUGUAAUCUCAGAGGCAAAAACGCAGCGUUUCACUUGAUAAAAUAAGGAAAGCUCGGGCCUCAGCGAAGCGCCGAAGCAUCAAAAGCUCCCUCGUACAAAAAACCUCCAAAAGCAAGCAAGCAAUCAAUCACCCACCAAAACAAAAACAACAGUAAGAUGCAAUCCAAAAUAAAUUCGUUCUUCAAGCACUCCUCCUCCUCUUCUUCUUCUUCAAUCGAGUCCCAAAAUUCGCCUCCAGUUUUCAUCAACGAUGAGAACGAUGAGUUAGCCACCUGGGAAUACAGUCAACACACCAUUGUUAACACCUAUACGCGUAGACCACCAAAAAUUCAUGGGAAUGACGCCAAAAAGGAAUCAAGCAACGAGAGACUCGAGAAACCCAUUUCAGAGAAUGAGUUUUCUAGUAAAGAUUGUGGUUCCAAUGGGAGAAAUCUUAAUAAGAAAAGAAGUUAUGCACAGUUUCAUUUGGAGUUAGGUCAAUCUGAUUUUCUUCUCCAUGCUUGUUCAACUUGCGGGGUUAAGUAUUCUCCCGGAGAUGAAGAGGAUGAAACGAGCCAUUCAAUUUUGCACAAGAAUUUCACCCGUGGAAUUCAAUUCAAGGGAUGGCGAAAUGAGAGGGUUGUUUAUAUGCCUAAAGUUGAAGGAGGUCGUGUCAUUUUGGUUUUGGAUUCUGAUCCUGUAGCUCAGAGGAAGAAGGUGCAAGAGGUUGUGAAGAUGAUGGAAAUUGAGCUUGGUGGGGAAUGGAUUUUUCACAAGCUUUGUAAGGUAUACUUAUUUGUCUUCUCCCAACGAAUUGCUGGAUGUCUAGUUGCAGAGCCAAUAAAGGAAGCAUUCAAGGCCCUCUCAUGCUCAGUUGGCGAAAGACAUGAUGGUGCCCCAGCAAAGCAAACAAGGUCAAAAUCAAGCAAACUUCAGUUUGGGGAUAUUGUUUUUCAGAGAGAAGUCGUUAAAAGAUGUCCUUCUGAGGCGUUGAUUGGAAACCACACUGGAGCAAUUUUCUGUGAAAAGGAAGCAGUACCUGCUGUUUGUGGCAUUAGAGCAAUCUGGGUCACACCUUCCAACAGGAGAAAAGGCAUUGCCACUCAAUUAUUGGAAGCAGUGAGGAAAAGUUUCUGUAUGGGCUUUGUCAUUGAAAAAUCUCAGUUGGCAUUUUCUCAACCAAGUUCAGAGGGACAGGCAUUGGCAUCCAACUAUAUAGGCACAGGAUCUUUCUUGGUUUAUAAAACUGGCAAUUUGUGCUCCUAGAUAAUUAUCCCUUCACCUCUGCAUUCAAUGCCCAAAUUCAUUGUUUUAUUUGUUGGAAAGAUGUGGCAUCUCUUUCUAUUCGAAAACAUUUCUACAAAAAGUUUAUAACCAACCAUACCAAUAAUUUUCCAUCUUGAGUGUAUCAUUUCUUUC
Molecule: messenger RNA, 2973 nt
Organism: Theobroma umbraticum
Lineage: Eukaryota; Viridiplantae; Streptophyta; Magnoliopsida; Malvales; Malvaceae
Gene: CTF7
Product: protein CTF7
Biological process (GO): mitotic sister chromatid cohesion
Cellular component (GO): nucleus; chromatin
Molecular function (GO): protein-lysine-acetyltransferase activity
Source: RefSeq, a predicted model, not a curated record